AUCCUUGGGACUGUGUAUCGGGCACCAUGAGUCAUGAUGGGAUGUCUGUUACGCGCCCUCCGUUUCUUGAUGGUUCUAACUACUCGUACUGGAAAUCCAUGAUGGUGAUCUUCCUUCAAUCCCUUGGUAAAGGAACAUGGAAGGCUGUUGAGAAUGGUUGGACUUUACCACUUCAAGAAAACGUUCCUGCUGAGACUAAGGGUGGUGAGUCAUCGGACGGGAAGUCAUCAACUACCAAAUUACUGGUUGAGAAACCAAGGAGCAUCUGGACCGACGACGAAAGGCAAGCAGAAGAGGCUAACUUUCGAGAUUUAUAUGCUAUCAUGUCUGCUCUCGGUUACCACAUGCCCAAAAAUAUACUCAACAUUGGUGAGCCGGUUCCAGAAGCUAGACAAGUGCAAAAACUGAUGAGAACUCUACCGGACAGAUUUGGGAUUAAAAUUACUGCACUAGAAAGUUUUCAGAGGAUCCAGAAGCUUGGCAUUGAUGAUCUUCUAAGUGAACUUCGCACCUUUGAAAUCAACCAUGGCUUUGACUCUAUGAGGAUAAGCAAAGGGAAAGGGCUUGCGUUAAAGGCCAAGGUUCGUACUACAGUCGCUGAGAAUGAGGAAUCCGAUGAAGAAUCGUUUGACCCUGACGAAAUCACAAAGGCUCUUACCGUGCUUACCAAAAAUGUUUCGAAGUUGAAGAAAUUCCAGAAAAGGAGAUUCCAGGGCAACAGGUCCUUUGAAGGUGGCAGGAACCAACUUCAGCAGUUUGGAGAAAGGAGGUCUGGCAUUCAAUCUAACAAGCCUCUGAAUGCUAACCAAGGAGUAGAAAAAGACCAAUGCCGCGAAUGCAAAGGAUUUGGCCACUUUCAAAAGGAGUGCCCUAAUUUCAAGAAGAAGAAUAAGACAUUCAAGGCUACAUGGUCCGAUUCCAGUGAUGACGAGGAGGAUGAACCUGAGAUGACUGAGAACUUUAACUACUCUAAUAAUUCUGCUAAAUGCCUUCUUAAUGAGUAUAACUGUUUUACUUCCUCUGUUCAUCUAACUGAU
Messenger RNA from Striga hermonthica, 1037 nucleotides. Lineage: Eukaryota; Viridiplantae; Streptophyta; Magnoliopsida; Lamiales; Orobanchaceae. The record is from the annotation of a GenBank genome assembly.